Molecule: messenger RNA, 4241 nt
Organism: Paramecium sonneborni
Lineage: Eukaryota; Ciliophora; Oligohymenophorea; Peniculida; Parameciidae
Source: the annotation of a GenBank genome assembly
AUGUUUGUGAAAGAAUUAUUAUAAGUUUAGGAAUAUGUUGAGAAAAAAAAGUCUGCUGGAAAAUAAGUAUCUUUAAAACCUCUAAUUGAUAUUUGUGUACAUAAAUAUUAAAAAGAGGAAGUUUAAGAAGCAUUAAAUUAAGCAUUAACAAAUGAACUUAAGUCUGAAUGGAUAUCUUAACCAAAUAUUGAAAUCUUAAUAUUGUGUUAUAAAAGAUUAAAAUGUGAAGUUUAAAUGGAAUUAAUUGAAAGAACCUUUGAAAUUUCAAUUGACAAUUUAUAAAGUAAUUAGAUUAUAGAUUUUUAGCCACAAAAAGAAUUCUUUCUAUUUGCAAUGACGAACAAUUAAGAAAUUUAUGUUCAAAAUAUAUUUCUACUAAAGGUUAUAUAGAGAAAAUAGUAUAACCUAUUUAUGAAAGUCUAUUGAAUGUAAAUGAUCAAACGAUGAAUAUAGUUGAAAAAGUAAAAAAAUUAUACAAGAAUUUGUUUUCUUUGUUAAAAGUACAAAAAGAAUGGGUUUUAGAAAGAGCUAUGGAAUUUGUUUUGUUUUCAGAAGAUAUUUAUACAGAAAAAAGUUAAAAAUUUGUUGCAUAAUAAUUUUAAGAAAUUAGAUCAAUUAUCUAUGCAUUUAUUAUAAAUGAUGAUGAAAUUAGAUUAAGUUUUGUAAAAUAUUUACCUUAGAUCUUUUAAUAACAUAAUCCAAAGAAUAUAGAUUUCAAAUUACAUUGUAGUGAAUUAAUAAAAAUAGCUUUAUUUAGUAAAAAUGUGAAAUAAUUAAUGGUUUAUGAAUAAUUUUGGUAAGCCCUUCAUGAUUCAUUUCAAGUAUAUUCUGAUUUAACUAAUAAUAAAAUAUGCGUAGCUGUUUUAAAUGAAGUUUUGUUUAAUAUAAAUGAUAUAAAAAUACAACAACAUUUCAAAUUAUUCACAGAUUUAUUUAUCACUUUAGACAGCUUUGGUACUCAUUUAACAAAAGAUGUUUGGGUAAAAAUGGAUGUAUUUACCCAAAAAUAAUAAUUUAAAGUAGAUGAUGAAUUGAAAAAAUAAUUGUUCCAAUAGAUUAAACCUUUAUUCAUACUCAUUAAUAAGGCUGCAUAACACACAAAUGAAAAAACAAUCAAAAAUUGUAUUAAAUCCUUAUUUAAAAAAUAAAUUGAUGUUGAAUAUUUAAAACCUUUGAUUAUAGAGAUAAUAAUACCAGUUUUAAAUAAACCAGUAUUUUAUCUUGAUACUCCUUUAGAAGGAGACUCUAAAUUUUUUGAGCUUCUGAAACAAUUCUUAGUAAAGAUCCCUUAUAUUGAUGAUAUUAUUAUAUAAAUGGUUUAGCAUAUUUAAUAUCCAUUGGCUGUUGGAGCUUUCAGUGUGGCUUUGAAAGAUAUUAAAGUUGAGAUUUCAUAAUUUUCAUUACUUAUUUAAUUUAUUGAAUAAAAUUUGAUGAAAUUAAAUUUAAGAAAAAGAAUAUAAUUAUUAUAAGCUGUGCUUUAAUUGUUUAAAUAGAACACUAAUCCAGAGAUCUUAUUUAAUCUUAUCAAAGUUAUACCUUUUGAUUGUCUUUUUUUAAAUAACAUAGGAGAACUUUUAAAAUAAUUAAUGAAUGAAGAUUUUUUAAUUUAUGUCUAAGAAUAACAAUAAGUAUUUGAUAUUAAUUCAAAUUAUCACCAAUUUGCAAUAAUAUAUCACUUAACAUAAGAUAUUAAGCUAUUCAUAACCUUUUAUCAACCCAUCAUUUCUCAACUAUAAUAAAUAUACACAAGUACUUAUACUCAAAAGGAAAUGAAACAUAAAAUAUUAGAGUAAUUAAAUUAUAUUUUAAAAACAUCAAAUCAAGUUUAGUUUUUAGAGUAAAUAAGUUCAGGGUUAUUUGCUUAUUUAACUUUGGAUUUAGAUGGAGCAAUGAUUGUGACUGAAGAACUUUGGAUAUCUUCAUUAUAACAUUUUGAAACAGUUCCAUUAUUAACAUAAUAGAUGAGUAAAUUUGUAGGGUAUUUAUUUUAGUAAUUAUUUGAUAAUUUCAAUAUCAUUUAUUUAGAAUUGAUAAUAAAAACUUUAAGAGCAACAAACAUUGCAUUAUAAUAAGCAAAGAGAAAUAAAAGUGGUUUCUUUGUUGAAGAAUUAUUCUUAAAAUAUGGAUUAUAAUUGUUAAAUAAAUUGCAAAGUAUUGAGCAAGAUAGACAAUUAAAAAACUUAACAUUACAUUAUUUAAGCUAAAUCUUAACAUUGUUGAGAGAAGUAAAUCAUAAACCCUAGGAAUAUUAUAUUUAAAUAUAGAAUUUAAUUAAAAACAUAAUUGAUAUAACUGAUUAAUUUAAUGCUUAUGAUUCAAUAACUUUAUAUUAAUUAUUAAGAUCAGUAUAUGGUCCAGAAAUAACCUUCAAUAGAGAAUAGAGUGAGCAAUUUAAGUAAGUAGCAAUAAAUACAUUUGAAUAGAUGAUGCAUGUUUUCGGAACUCAUACAAAUUUAGAGGAAAUAUUAGCAUAUAUAGAUUUUAUAAUAGAUCCAUGUUAUUUUGAAGGAGAAUUAUAUGAGACAGUUGAGUAAAUAAUAAGAGUAAUAAUGAAAUAGCACUAAAAAUAAUGGGUAAUAUAGAGAAAGAUAGCAAAUAACUUAAUUAUAUGUUUGAAUAAACAUCCUAAUAGAUUACCUACAUUUUAUUAUAUUUUAUUUAAGUUAAUAAAGGGAAGUGAAUUAAGAGGUUAUGAUUCUAGUGAAAUAUUGUCAUCAUCAGAAUAGUAUGUUCCAUUAGCAAAUGAUGUUAAACAUUUGAUAUCAUGCAAAGGUGAAUUUUAUGGGGCAUAUCCAAGAUUUUUAGUCUUUACUUUCCUUUUUGAAUUGGGAAAGUAAGGAGGAUAUGAGAAAGAAUUAUUAAAUUAUAUCAAAUUUUUAAUAGAAGUAUCCAUUAAGGAUAAAUAUAAGAAUGCAUACAUGUAAUACACUAAACAAUUUAGAAUAAAAUUACAUGUUUGGUAAAAUAUUUGUUGUUUAAAAUAUUUACUAAAGCCACAAAAUUAUUAAAAAGUAUUUGGUGAUGAUUAGAAAUAUUUAGUUGAAUUAGAAUAAUUAAUCUGGAAGGCUUUCGAUACAUAGAAUAAUCCUUAAUAUAGAUAAUAUAUUGAAUUGAUGAUGAGUUUUUUAAUAGAUAAUUAUCCAGAUAUUUGGGCUCCAAGAAUGAUUUCAACUUUGAGUGAUUCAAAAUUAAAAGUAAAUAUUCAGAUUCCAACUACUUUUAUAUCAUGCAUCUUUUUAUUACAUAAUUAAGAGAAUGAUAAGUUUUCAUAGAAGUUCUUUGAUAAAUUAUUUCCUUUGGUUAGUUCAAAUGUAGCAUAUAUAAGAUCUCUUUGUUAAACAACAUGUUUAUAAUAUAUAAAGAAAUAGAAAUUAGAAUAUAAAGAUUUUAUUGAAUAUUUUGAAAGUAAUAGAGAAUGCCAGAAGAUAAUAAAGAAUAUAAGAGCUUUAAUAGAAAGAUAUGAGAAAUUGAUGUUAACAUUUGAUUUAGAUGGUAUGGCAACAAUAUAAUUUGAUACAUUUGGUGAGAUAAUACAUCCAUCAAUAAUUGAAAUUUUAAAGAAUACAUGUACUUAAACAAUUGCUGAAUUAAAGAGUGAAGAUAAUAUGAGUGAGAAUCCUCCUCCUCCUUGGUUUUAAUAUGUAGAAAGAUAAUAAUUAAGUACAUAGUAUUCUUAACAAUUAAAUUUCUAGAGGAAAAUAAAUUUAAUAAUGGAUUAAUUUGAUUUAUUUAAAGCGUAUCAACCAAGAUAAAUUGUUGGAGAUAUAAUAAUAGUUGCAACUCUAUUAGAGAAAAUUCCAAAUUUUGGUCAUUUGACUAGAACUUGUGAAAUAUUUGGAUGUAGAGAAUUAGUAUUACCUAAUAAAAAGAUUUUAUAAGAUGAACAAUAUUAAUCAGUUAGUGUAAGUGCUGAAUAACAUUUACCAAUUAUAGAGAUAAAAGAAGAACAUUUAAUGAAUUAUUUAUAAUUAAAAAGAUUAUAAGGUUAUUAAUUAGUUGCAUUAGAAUAAACAAGUCAAAGUAAAUAAAUUGUGAAUUUUAAAUUUGAUAAAAAGACUGUAUUAGUACUAGGUAAAGAAAAGACUGGAUUACCGAUUGAAUAUAUAGAAUUAAUGGAUAAUUGUGUUGAAAUUCCCUAAUAUGGAGUAAUUAGAUCUUUGAAUGUUCAUAUUUCAGCUGUAAUAUGUGUUUGGUAAUAUGUGUAAUAGUGGUGUUGAUCUUCAAAAAAAAGAAUUAUUAAG